Messenger RNA from Linum tenue, 1800 nucleotides. Lineage: Eukaryota; Viridiplantae; Streptophyta; Magnoliopsida; Malpighiales; Linaceae. The record is from the annotation of a GenBank genome assembly.
GAAUUAAAUAAAAAAAUCUUUUGGUUAGAGAAAAGAGAAUGAGGAGUUGAGCCGACUGCGAGCGAGCGAGCCAGUGUUCAGAGCUUUUGGAGCUCUGCGUGACUGUGAAAUUCCCCAAGCAAGUCCAAGGCAUUUUGCAGGCUCCAUGCAUUUCUGUUGUCUAUUACACAGCAGAGAAAGAUUGCAACUUUGGUCACAGAAUAGGUGACACGAGGCAAGGGUGUCAGUGUCGACUUGUGAAACGGGGAAAAGAAGGUGUUUGAGAUCAAUAUUCUGAAAAGGGGGUUCUAAUGGAGUCCUUAUGGAAGCUUCUCUAUUUGCUGGAGCCUGCACCUGUUACCCUCAUGCUGACGGCAGUAGCUGUCACAUUUGGAUCAGCGUUUCGAGCAUUAAACUACGGAAAAGAAAUGGAAAGAAAUCGUGACUUAUCAGAAGCUUCCAUCACAUUAGAUAGUUCACAAGCACUGAUGAUCCCGGUGAUGAGCUCUUGCAGCUUGCUUUUGAUGUUUUACCUGUUUUCUUCGGUUUCACAGCUGCUCACUGCAUUCACAGCCGUUGCCUCUGUUUCAUCACUCUACUUCUGUGCCUCUCCUUAUGCCGCCUAUCUGAAGUCAUAUUUUGGUCUCUCGGAUCCUUUUGUUUCACGUUGCUGUUCAAAGCCCUUCUCUCGGAUCCAGGGGUUACUCCUGACGGCUUGCAUAGUAACAGUUGUUGCAUGGCUUGUUUCUGGGCACUGGAUAUUGAACAAUCUAUUGGGAAUUUCUAUUUGCAUUGCCUUUGUCAGUCAUGUCAGGCUUCCCAACAUCAAGAUAUGUGCAAUGCUGCUAGUGUGUUUGUUUGUAUAUGACAUAUUCUGGGUGUUCUUUUCCGAGAGAUUCUUUGGUGCCAACGUCAUGGUAUCAGUGGCAACACAACAGGCUUCCAAUCCUGUUCAUACAGUUGCCAACAGUUUGAGCCUUCCAGGCUUGCAGUUGAUCACAAAGAAACUCGAGUUGCCUGUUAAAAUAAUCUUUCCGAGGAACUUGUUGGGUAGCACAUUUUAUGGAGGAACUGCUUCUGACUUCAUGAUGCUUGGACUCGGAGAUAUGGUGGCUAUACCAGCUAUGCUUCUGGCGCUAGUCCUUUGCUUUGAUCAUAGAAAGAGCAGAGAUACAGUAUCUCUUCUGGAACUACAUUCGUCCAAGGGCCAUAAAUACAUCUGGUAUGCUCUCCCAGGAUACGCCAUUGGUCUAAUAACUGCAUUAGCAGCUGGCGUCUUGACUCAGUCUCCCCAACCUGCUCUUCUUUACCUGGUUCCUUCUACAUUGGGACCUGUGGUUCUUAUCUCCUGGAUCAGGAGAGAACUAGACGAGUUAUGGGAAGGAACUGUUUCUAACCCUACUGAUAAAGCUCGCCAAAUAGAAGCUUGAUAUCAAGCUGAACAAACUAGGCGCUUGCUGUAUGCUUCUUGCUGGGGGGAGUGAAGUUGCAAAUGAUGGAAAUUCAGUUUCAGAUUCUAUCCUUUGAAAAAACAUUCAGUAUGGAAUAUGGAUAGAAGUGAAUGAAUGAAUAUUUAUGUUGUUCAAACUUUGAGCGGCCUCAUGUAAAAGACUUAAGUAGUGAUGAUUUAAGUGGAAAGGAAGCAAGAAAGGUCGAGAGCCACUCUGAGGCUUAUGAUGAAGAGUUCACUGUGUUAGUUAUCAAAAUUCUAAAUCUUGGUUAAUUGAGGCUUACUAAGUCACUAUGACCUAUUGAGACCAUUGGAUGAUGCUCAUCAUAGCUCGUAUAAUAAUUUGUGUAAAUAAAAACAGUAUUAUGACA